AAAAUUUAGCACUUUGUCAAAACUUUACCGUCAUUUGCAGUCAAAAUUUACAGUAAAAAGAUUUUUUUGAAGAAAACUAAGAAAGUUUUAAGUUUGUAAACAUGUCGUGUGCGCGUUGCGGAUCUGGAAUAUACAAAACCGAAGAUUUUAUAUCUUUGAACAAGGUUUGGCACACCAGUUGCUUUACUUGCUUUCAGUGUAAUAAAGGGCUAAACAAAGACACCGCGAAAAUAUUCCAAGGGGAGCUGUUUUGCGAAUGUUGCUACACUAGCGUCAUUGAAAAGCUUUUUGAGGUAAUUUCGUCGCCUUCUCUCAAUAAGCCUUGCAAGGUACUUUCAACGCCUAGUUGCGCCCUUAGCAAGACAUUCGUGCAGAAAUUGGCGACUUGCACCAACCGAACUUGUUGCGAGACGAAAGAGUACUGUUUUCCUGCUGAAAAACCCGUGGUUUGUCCGUCCAGAAAAGUUCACUCAUGCAGCUGCAUUCCGAGCGAGAAUUUUGCGAAAAAUGAGUAUUGUUUCAUUUUUCCUAUUCCAAGAGAAGUGGCCAAUUAUUAUAAUAGGGCGCACAUGAGGGCAAAAGCUAAAAAUCCGGUACUUUGCAAUUCGAACCCAAGAUGUCCAGCGUGCAGUUGCAAGAGAACAUGUAAUGAGCCACCAAAAUGUUCCAUUCAGGUUCGGGCAUUGAAAAACCAAUGUGACUGCAAAAGUUGCCAAAAACAGCCGGUAUGCAACACACCAAAGAGAUGUUGCUGCUUCAAAUCACCUGACUCCUGCCCGCCCAUUUUCACCACUGGUUGCAGUUGCUGCCUUCCAUCGGAGCCAGAAUGUUUUAAACCAUGCUCCCCAAGCCCGCCUUCGGCACGUUCUUCAGCUCCAGCUUGCCAAUGUUACCAAAAACACUCAUGCAAACCUUGCUACCCUCCAUGUAACUACUGCCAGAAAAAAUGCUGUUCACCACCCAAAUGUGCUCCAGCUAGGCCUUGCCCUCCCGCCAAGUGCUGCCCGCCGAAAAAAUGCCUUCAGAAGAUGGAAGGUUGCUGCCAAGAGACCCCAAAAUAUUGCUGCAAAACUCCGCCUCCCACAUGCUGUCUCCGAACUGCUAAGUAUUGUGUGUGCGGGAAUUUGAAUCCUUGCAACUGCAAAAUGGCACAAAUCAGAGCACAGUGUGUUGUGUGUUGCAAAAGAUGUGACCAAAAGGUAUAUGCGGCUGAAAAGGUUCUGGUGUCGUCUGGAGCUUAUCACAAUAGCUGUUUCACAUGCUACUGUUGCAGCAAAUGUUUGGACGUGAAAAAUGUUUACGAGGGAUGCGGUGAAAUCUACUGCAAACAAUGCUACAACCACUUCUUUGGUAUCCAGUAUUACGGCUUUGGAGGGCCCAAUUGCUAAGUUAGCUACUUUGAAGGGAUUCAUUUGUAUUGUGUUCAAAUUAAAAUCACUUAAAUCUAA
Messenger RNA from Dendroctonus ponderosae (mountain pine beetle), 1448 nucleotides. RefSeq names its product keratin-associated protein 10-9. The record is from RefSeq and is a predicted model, not a curated record. The transcript has 10 exons. The coding region runs from base 102 to 1388 and encodes 428 amino acids. NCBI's taxonomy places the organism in Eukaryota, Metazoa, Arthropoda, Insecta, Coleoptera, Curculionidae.